Seriola aureovittata is the source of this 2549-nucleotide messenger RNA. RefSeq names its product NIPA-like protein 2. Gene Ontology annotation, molecular function: magnesium ion transmembrane transporter activity. Gene Ontology annotation, biological process: magnesium ion transport. Gene Ontology annotation, cellular component: membrane. The transcript is spliced from 11 exons. NCBI's taxonomy places the organism in Eukaryota, Metazoa, Chordata, Actinopteri, Carangiformes, Carangidae. The record is from RefSeq and is a predicted model, not a curated record. Bases 180 to 1271 code for a protein of 363 amino acids.
AAACUCCUGAUCCACUUCGCAACAUUGAGGAACUUGUUCCCCUCCGAGUUUCCACUGAAGCGGCGGGGACGUGGGGUGCAUGGGAUGGGGUGAGGUGAACGAAAGCGGACAAAGAUGUGAAGAGAGUGGGAGCUGUGAUCCAGAAGAAUAUUAUCUCCUGCUUUCAUGAGAAGGAAAACAUGGCGAACUCAAGUUCUCCGCACGAGGCUCCUGAUUUGACCUCCGCUCACCGGGCGGAGAUCCUGGAAACCCCACUGCGGACCUACGUCCUGGGAAUCAUCAUCGCUAUAUGUGGGAAUGUCCUCAUCAGCAUCUCACUCAACAUACAGAAAUAUGCCCACGUCCGUCAGUCUCAGCGUGGCUCCAAGCCCUACUACACCUCCCUGACGUGGUGGUGCGGUGUGGUUCUCAUGGGCAUUGGGGAACUGGGGAACUUUGCUGCCUAUGGCUUUGCCCCAGCAUCGCUCAUAGCCCCACUGGGCUGUGUGUCUGUCAUAGCCAGUGCUGUCAUCUCUGUGAUCUUCCUCAAGGAGACGUUGCGGGCCUCUGACAUUGUGGGUGGAACCCUGGCAAUAACAGGAACAUAUCUCCUGGUGACCUUUGCCCCCCACACUUCCACACACAUCACAGCCCAUCUGGUCCAGUACUAUAUCGUCAGCUGGCACUUCCUGCUUUACCUUUUUAUAGAGGUCAUCGUCUUUUGCAUCCUGCUCUAUCUGUACAAGAGGAGGAACCUGAAGCACAUUGUCAUUGUGAUGUUGCUGGUGGCUCUGCUCGCCUCUCUGACCGUCAUCUCAGUCAAAGCCGUGUCAGGGAUGAUCACAGAGUCGAUAAAAGGCCAGCUGCAGCUCAUCUACCCCAUCUUCUACGUAAUGCUUGUCGUCAUGGUCGCCUCCUGUGCCUUCCAGAUCAAAUUUCUCAAUCAGGCAAUGAAAAUGUUCGAUGCCACAGAGGUGGUUCCCAUCAACUUUGUGUUUUUCACCGCGAGUGCCAUUGUUGCAGGGAUAGUAUUUUACCAGGAGUUUGAAGGCUUGGCUUUACUCAACAUUUUUAUGUUCCUGUUUGGUUGUCUUCUGUCUUUCCUUGGAGUUUUCCUGAUAGCACGAAACAGGCCGAAGAUAAAGCAACAAGAUCGCAAUUUUAUCGCAAUGGACAGGAUCCCUGGCAGAAGAAACACAGUCAAAGUGCAGCCUGAGGCAAAGACUCCGACAUACGGAUCGCUGGCAGCCAAACUCAUGUGCAACAGAGCUGGCCAAACAGACGAUUCUUAGGACCAGCUCCAUCUGUCGGGACAGUAAUUUUGGUAGAUUUGUGUGUGUGUGUGUGUGUGCGUGCCUCUUCCUGGGUACUUCAAUAAUAUCUCUAUUUGUAGAAAUAAAUGGUAGGCAGUGAUUCAAACCAGUGCCAGCUGAGCACCAGCAUCAGUGGCCAUAUUGGUGUUAAAUUUCUACGCCAGAAAUGUGGAGUACCUCUCUCAAAAGAGCUGUAUUUAUCCUAGAGAACUUUCUGUUUCUCUUGUGUUAACAGUAUUUUCAGCAGGGUGGUCGGUAACACCUGAGAAGAAAGACUGAGAUAAAACACCUCAGAAAAAAGACCAACAUCAGAUGCCUUAUUAGCAGCAACUUUUAAUUUGAAAAUGUCUAGGAGGCCACUGUGACAAAUGCCUCCCAAUAAAACAUAUGAAUUAUGUUAACCAUCUGAAUAAAUUGGUCUGUGUGAUAAGUUUCCUGUCAUAGAGCAAAAUAAGUGCACUACUGCCCUCUAAUGGUGAAGGAAGCUCAAAGAUGACCAGAUGACUUGGUAGGUUAUGUGUUAAUCUGAGUACAUUUGAAAUGACAAAGAGAAAAGCAUUACAGCAUUAGUUAUAUAAACAGUCUUUCAUGGCUCAUCAGUUAAAAUUGCUCACAUUUAUGUCUCUGGUUUUAAUUUGUGAGUGAAGCACUUGAGCACACGUCAUUCUGAAAUCCCUUUCCAAGAUAUUCUAAUAUAACUGGUCUAAAAAGCACUAAUGCAGGGCCUGGCCGCCCAUCCUUACCUCAAAUAAACCUCAGACUACAUACUCAAUUCAACUGCUACCAAACUUUAGUGUUGCCAAGCAACAAAACUCUUAUCUGCCACCUACACAUUAUGGGAUGUGUGGAAAACCACUGUUCACACCAGUGCACCUAUAAAAAGAAUGAACAUUAAAGUAUCAGUUGUUUCAUGCAUUUACUUUUAAAGGGGCCAGACUUUACUGUGUGGAGGUUAAAUUAGUACAUGUGCUGUUUUUACGCAGGUGAAGGUGACAGUAAUUACACGUGCAUGGCAUAUUCUGUGAAGUGCAGUAUUUUAUUGCUUUACGUUUGAACAAAACCUUUUCAGUGCUGUGGCAUUUUCAAAUAGAAACUGACACGUUUCUGAAAUUCAAACCCAUUAAUUUGACUUUUUAAAACAAUAGGAUGCCACCAACAUAAAUACUCUCGGCACCGUUAAGUCUGGAUAUUAAAGGAUGUACAAUAAACCAUAAAUUAAUACCUUUUGGAAACCCAGUUGAUAAAAGGCUGAACUAA